AUGAAUAGCGUAGGGGAGGCCUGCACCGACAUGAAGCGUGAGUACAACCAGUGCUUCAAUUCCUGGUUUGCGGAGAAGUUCCUUAAGGGGGACGGCUCCAGAGAUCCGUGCACCGACCUCUUCAAGCACUCUCAGCAGUGUGUUCAGAAAGCAAUAAAGGAGAAGGAGAUUCCCAUUGAAGGACUGGAACUCAUGGGCCAUGGCAAAGAAAAGCCUGAAAGCUCUUCUUGAACUUGACAGUCACCUUGAAAAUUGACUCCUCCAAUCAGGAAAUUGAGGACACUGGAUUUCAUCAAUUAAGGCUGUGAAAAUAGCCAUUGAAUUGAUGAGGAGUUCAGAAGGGAGUUUUCUUUUCUCCUUGAUUUCCUCUCACUUGUAAAAGAUGAUGAACCAUCACUCUUUGCUUUGAGAUGAUUUCUCACUUGUGCUGUGGCAUCUUGCUGGAACUUCACCUGCUAAAACUGAAUGAUUUCUUGGGAUUAUGGUUGCAAUACUUGGUCUAGGAUCAGCUUUAAAUAUCCUUUGUGUGUAAAUACUGAUUAAACUUGUCAGGAUGAUCAGGGUUGCCUGACCUCUUGAGUUUGCUUCAAAGGACAUUAGGUAGAUUGUAUCAGGGUUAUUAUUAUUAUUAUGGAAGCAACUGGUUAGGAUCUGUCUUUUCUCUCAGGGAGCUAAGGCUCUGAAAAGGGAUCCCAGCACAAUGGUUCUAAUCAAUGCUUGGGACAUGGUUUUAUUUUUAUAUAACAACUUUUAAGAUUGCUGGUGGACUGGGUUAGCCAAGAGGAAGACAGCCUUAAGAGUUCCUUACCUUAAGAAAAGGUGUCAGAUUUCUGAUUAAGGUGUGAAAGCUUGAAGAAUGUCGCA
Molecule: messenger RNA, 864 nt
Organism: Canis lupus familiaris (dog)
Lineage: Eukaryota; Metazoa; Chordata; Mammalia; Carnivora; Canidae
Product: TP53-regulated inhibitor of apoptosis 1-like
Exons: 1
Coding region: 1-231 (76 amino acids)
Source: RefSeq, a predicted model, not a curated record